AGAAAGUAGGUGGGAGCGAGAGCCCGGCCCCGCGGCGACGCAGAGGAUCUGCCCGACUGGGGAUUAGGUGAAGCACAGUGACAGAGUCAGGCUCCCAGCUGGAGUCUCUGCACGGACUGAACGGCCUGGAGCUCACAGUGACUCCCAGCAGCCGCCGGAGAGGGAACCGGCCCUUCCCCCUUUUUUUUUUAACGUUUUAGUCUGAAUCUUCAGGAGGGAGCGUUCAUAACUCUGCCUCGGACACGGAGGGAGCGCACGCGGGACACGCUGGAGCUAUGGGGACAGUGAGUGAGCUGUGUGUGUCCAGUCUCCAGACGUUCCUGUGUCCAGCUGUGAAGACCCCCCAGCAGGCUGCAGUGCCGGACGACCUCACCCCGGAGGAGCAGCAGGAGCUGGAAAAUAUCCGCCGGCGCAAGCAGGAGCUGUUGGAGGACAUUCAGCGGCUGAAGGAUGAGAUAGCAGAAGUGACGAGCGAGAUCGAGAACCUGGGUUCCACCGAGGAGAGGAAAAAUAUGCAGAGGAAUAAACAGGUGGCCAUGGGGCGGAAGAAAUUCAACAUGGAUCCCAAAAAGGGGAUCCAGUUCCUGAUUGAGAACGACUUGCUGAAGAACACAAGCAACGACAUUGCCCAAUUCCUCUACAAGGGCGAGGGCCUCAACAAAACCGCCAUCGGAGAUUACCUCGGAGAAAGAGAUGACUUCAAUAUCGAAGUGCUGCAUGCCUUCGUGGAGCUUCACGAGUUCACCGACCUCAACCUUGUUCAAGCCCUGAGACAGUUCCUGUGGAGUUUUCGACUGCCGGGAGAAGCUCAGAAGAUCGACCGCAUGAUGGAGGCGUUCGCGCAGCGCUACUGCCGAUGCAACCCGGGCGUUUUCCAGUCCACAGAUACGUGCUACAUCCUGUCGUUCGCCAUCAUCAUGCUGAACACCAGCCUCCACAACCCCAACGUGAAGGACAAGCCCACCGUGGAGCGCUUCAUCUCCAUGAACAGGGGCAUCAAUGACGGAGGGGACCUACCGGAGGACCUGCUGAGAAAUCUAUAUGACAGCAUCAAAAACGAGCCUUUCAAAAUCCCAGAGGAUGACGGCAACGACCUCACACACACUUUCUUCAACCCAGACAGAGAGGGCUGGCUACUAAAACUGGGGGGACGAGUGAAAACGUGGAAGAGAAGGUGGUUCAUCCUCACCGACAACUGUCUCUACUACUUUGAGUACACCACAGACAAGGAACCGAGAGGAAUAAUCCCUUUGGAGAACCUGAGCAUCAGGGAAGUGGAGGAUAAGAAGCCUAACUGCUUUGAGCUCUACAUUCCCGACAACAAGGACCAGGUGAUAAAAGCCUGCAAGACGGAGGCCGAUGGUCGCGUUGUGGAGGGGAACCACACCUUCUACCGCAUCUCCGCCCCCACUACGGAGGAGAAGGACGAAUGGAUGAACAGCAUCAAAGCCGCCAUCAGCAGAGACCCCUUUUACGAGAUGCUGGCAGCCAGGAAGAAGAAGGUGUCGUCCCUAAAGCGGCACUAGAGUUGUUCCUCGCUCCCCAACGUUGCACUUGACCGAGCGGGGGGGGGGUCACAGCAGGGGGUCUGCCCUGUGUGGGCGGGUGCAGGGGCCUCGGACCUCUCCAGGGGCAGAUUUCUCUAGGAUACAUACAGUACUAAGUCUGGGCCACAAAAACAGGAUGCAUGCUGGGCCGAGAGUCGGGGCCGAAGCCUCCAACCUCCUGUCUGCUUUGUGUGCGUGCUUUUGGCCUCUAAAGCCAAAAGGGAAUCUUGCUGAUGCAAAAUCCCCUUCGCGGACGCUUUACGAACUCACUUCCCGUACACUGUACUUUGCAACCCCCCCCCCCAGAACAUUCACACACUCACGCAUCCCCCCGUAGCACACGGCGUUUUAACUCAGCGGGUCUGAACCAAGUGUGGCAAUCGAACCAAAAUAAUGUUUGCUUUAUGAAAGAUGUGCUUUAACGUGUUCCGUCUAUUUUUACAGCUUCAUUGCUCUCUCUCCUUCGUUUGUGUUUGCUUUUGUAAAUUGAAGUGGUCUUGUAACCGAUGCGGCAGGGGAAGAGGGGGGCAGUGGGUCGCUGGGCGUCAUUUUUGCAGACUGUUAGUGAUUUUUAUAAAAAAAAAAAAACACUUUUUCUGUUAGGAAAAAAAAAAUAAUCCAAAAACAAAGUUGCCACUCAGGAGAUUGUUGCGAUGAUCCCAAACCUUCCACGACGUGGAACCUGUUCACGAGCGGACGCCCCCUGCUGUGUUUGUGUUAAUGCAGUGAGACGACGCUCGUCUCCACAUCCUGGAGGUGCGCGAGUGUCCGUCGCCCAGUGAGGUCGUAGUUUUUUGUUUUUUUUUUUUGCUCUCAUCUCAAACUGUCAUCAUCCUCAACCCCAUUGGUUAGAACCUUUACAGCUGCACUGCCUGGUGCUGCAGAUUAAAUGCUGCUGGUUGGCAACAGUAACUCAAUCUUCUUUUAGCUCCUCAGACGAGAAUUGACCUUCUCUCUUUGUUUCCUGCCUUUUUUUUAAUAGACUUUCUCAGCAGAGCGGCGUCUGUUUAGUUGCAAAGAUAAUUGUCGUUUCACCGUUCAGCAGCCGACCUCUCUGAUUGAUGUACAGUGUGCUGCGCUUCAGGUUGUUUGCGUGGAAGACAAUAUAUGACGUACUCCAGGAGAGGCUUUAAACUCGGAGGGAAGCGGGGUUGUACUUUCUCAGGAAGCGCGACGGUAAACAAUACGAAGCGGCUACUUUUAUCAGGAAUGUGCUGUGAUGAACCCAAAGGCAGCAGGGCCGAGCGGUCGCGCUGCAGCAGCGAUACGUGAUCUGUUCAAACAGCAAAAAACUACACAGGUACAGUUUUUGAGUUGUGCGUCGUCUCCCUUAUCUGUGCCUGCUGUUCGUCGUCUUUACUGCCCGCCUGUUGUUGGUUGCUUCUCCUUCUGCUCCUCUACACUAAUCCUAGAGAAAUAACGAGAGAUGCAAAACAAUCAGUUCUAGACAGUAUUGGUUUAUUUAUCAAAGUUGUACAUACUUAAAUGUAUAGUGGAUAUUUAGUUUCUUAUUAGUUGUGCCGUUUCAUUUUGUUGUUCUGUUCUAAAGUGUUUGAUUUCGAGGUUUCUGUCAUUGUCAUUUAAUCGAGCUAAAAUAAAGACAGGUUUGUCAAAA
Betta splendens (Siamese fighting fish) is the source of this 3162-nucleotide messenger RNA. It is a transcript of the gene cyth1a, whose product is annotated as cytohesin 1a. The coding region runs from base 276 to 1526 and encodes 416 amino acids. NCBI's taxonomy places the organism in Eukaryota, Metazoa, Chordata, Actinopteri, Anabantiformes, Osphronemidae. The record is from RefSeq and is a predicted model, not a curated record. Gene Ontology annotation, biological process: regulation of ARF protein signal transduction. Gene Ontology annotation, molecular function: guanyl-nucleotide exchange factor activity. The transcript has 13 exons.